AGGCCAGUCUUAUUCUAUAAGUUAAAAUUCAGCAAUGUAGACUUUUUUUUUUUUUGACUAUAUGUAGACUUAAUAAGGCGUGAGCUUUCAACUCAUCCGCCAUCAGACAAGAAAUGGUUAACAUUUGGCUUCUCUUCUUCCUCAUCUGUAUUCCUCUCGCCGCCUUCAUAUACAAGAACCGGCGGCAACAUCAACGGAGACCACCGUCUCCUCCUGGUUUACCGAUCAUAGGAAACUUACACCAGAUCGGAGAGUUACCGCAUCAGUCUCUAUGGAGGCUCUCAAAGAAGUAUGGUCCUGUGAUGCUUUUGAAGCUUGGAAAAGUCCCAACAGUCAUAGUAUCUUCCUCUGAAACAGCAAGACAAGCUCUGAAAAUCCAUGACCUCCAUUGUUGUAGUCGCCCGAGCUCGGCAGGGCCAAGAGACCUCUCUUACAACUAUCUGGACAUUGCCUUCUCUCCUUAUGAUGAUUACUGGAAAGAAGUAAGAAAGCUAGCUGUUCAAGAACUCUUCAGUACUAAACAAGUUCACUCGAUUCAACCCAUCAAGGAGGAGGAGGUCAAGAAACUGAUAGCUUCAAUCGCCGAAUCAGCAUCUCUGAAAACUCCGGUCAACUUGAACAAGACGUUUCUAGCGUUGACUGUAAGCGUGAUAUGCAGGGCAGGAUUUGGUGUGAGCUUUGAGGGAACUGUGCUCAACAGUGACAAUUUCAAUAAGUUAGUCCGUGAGGCACUCGAGAUGUUGGGAAGCUUUCCUGCCUCAGAUUUUAUUCCCUAUGUAGGAUGGAUCAUCGACUGGUUCACAGGUUUGCAAGGGCGGAGAGAGAAAAGCGUGCAAGACCUUGAUGCAUUCUAUGAACAAAUGAUUGAUCUGCAUAAACAGGAAAAGAGACAAGGGAGUGAAGAUUUCGUGGACCUUCUAUUGAAAUUGGAGAAAGAAGAAGCUGUUAUUGGAAACGACAAGCUCACAAGAAACCAUAUCAAAGCAAUCUUGAUGAAUGUUCUUCUGGCGGGAAUCGAUACAUCUGCAAUUACAAUGACAUGGGCAAUGGCAGAACUUGCGAGAAACCCUCGAGUGAUGAAGAAAGUUCAAUCUGAAAUCAGAAACCAUAUGGGGAACAGAUCAACGAUCACCUUAGAUGACACAGAUCAGUUCCAUUACCUGAAAAUGGUGAUAAAAGAAACAUGGAGGCUACAUCCUACAACACCCAUUCUACUUCCAAGAGAAGUAAUGUCUGAAUUCGAGAUCAACGGCUACACGAUUCCAGUCAAGACACGGGUUCAUGUGAAUGUCUGGGCAAUCGGGCGUGAUCCAGAGACCUGGAAAGACCCAGAAGUGUUUCUCCCGGAGAGGUUUAUUGAUAGUGACAUUGAUGCAAAAGGACAACACUUUGAGCUGUUACCGUUUGGGGGUGGCCGGAGAAUAUGUCCUGGAAUAUACAUGGGUACAACAAUGGUGGAGUUUGGUCUGGCGAAUAUGUUGUAUCAUUUUGACUGGGAUUUGCCAGAAGGCAUGGUGGUCGGAGAUAUCGACAUAGAAGAAGCUCCAGGGCUCACUGUCAACAAGAAAAACGAGCUCCUACUUGUUCCUGUGAAAUAUUGAAAUGGUUCAAUACCCAAAUAAAAAUGUUCCUCUUUUUAUCAAAGUAGCCAACUAAGUGUUCGAGGAAAUGUCCGAGAGAAACUUUCCAUUAGUGUAAUUUGCUUUUUGGUUUGUGUAAUUUCUAUUUUCUAAUGGCAGAACUCAAGAAAAACCCA
Messenger RNA from Eutrema salsugineum, 1756 nucleotides. Its product is annotated as cytochrome P450 71B34. The coding region runs from base 114 to 1601 and encodes 495 amino acids. Lineage: Eukaryota; Viridiplantae; Streptophyta; Magnoliopsida; Brassicales; Brassicaceae. The record is from RefSeq and is a predicted model, not a curated record. Gene Ontology annotation, molecular function: heme binding; monooxygenase activity; oxidoreductase activity, acting on paired donors, with incorporation or reduction of molecular oxygen. The transcript is spliced from 3 exons.